Messenger RNA from Polyodon spathula (Mississippi paddlefish), 1999 nucleotides. RefSeq names its product phosphatidic acid phosphatase type 2D (gene ppap2d). Gene Ontology annotation, molecular function: phosphatidate phosphatase activity. The transcript has 6 exons. Lineage: Eukaryota; Metazoa; Chordata; Actinopteri; Acipenseriformes; Polyodontidae. The record is from RefSeq and is a predicted model, not a curated record. Bases 348 to 1328 code for a protein of 326 amino acids. Gene Ontology annotation, biological process: phospholipid dephosphorylation; phospholipid metabolic process; signal transduction.
GCAAAGUUUAAGGACACUCAACGUCAAGCAGUUACUAGAGGAGACGCGCAAGAAAAUCCCUAGGAAAAGUAAUCACGGGAAGUGAUGCCCCAUAACAAAGCGAAAGAGUUUCCAGCACAGCAAUGCGACUGACUCGUGUUCGGGACUCGCAAUAGCAUUGCACGAUCCAGUGGGAUUCCCGUCUGCGUUUGGACUGCGCCGUGCAAACAUGAAGCUGUCUGAAAUACCGAAAACAAUAUAAAACAAGCAAACAAAAAAACUGUCGCUGGUUGUUUAAGAUUUUUUUUAUUUAUCUGGGACACCCUCCCCCGAAAGUCGAAGUGAAAUUGUAACCGCAGUAUUAAGACAUGCAGAACUGUAACUACAGCCGGGCUGCAGCUGGCGUCCUUACCCGGGAAGGUGAACUCGAGCUCCGGCAAGGGUGCCCAGGUGGAGUCGGUGUUCCCAAAGGGAACGGAGCCAGCAAACCUGAAGCUGGCAUUCCGAAUCAGAAACACGGGCAGAGGAGAAUGCUGGUGUGUUUGGACGUGGCUUGCCUCGUCAUAGCGUCCCUCCCUUUCUUUGCGUGCGAGUUCGGCACCGUGCUCCCUUACAGACGAGGCUUCUUCUGCAACGACCCAAGCAUUUCAUACCCCUACCUGGAAUCGGAAUCCAUCAGCGACGGGGUGCUGGUAACCGCGGGCAUUGCAAUCACCGUGGUGUCGAUUUUGCUGGGAGAGUUCUACCGCGUGCGUUUCCUCAAGGUGGAGUCUCGAGCCUUUGUGUCAAACCUGUACGUAUCAACGCUCUACAAGGAGAUCGGCAGCUUCCUGUUUGGUUGCACCGUGGGCCAGUCUCUCACCAACAUGGCCAAGCUCUCGACUGGUCGACUGAGACCCAACUUCCUGUCUGUGUGUGAGCCUGACUACACCAGGCUCAACUGUUCUGCAGGUCUCUACAUUACAGAGGACCACUGCCAGGGAGCUCCUUCUCUCAUAAAGGAGGCAAGGAAAUCCUUCUACUCAGGCCAUGCUUCCUUUGCGAUGUACGCCAUGCUGUACUUAGUGUUCUACUUGCAGGCCCGGUUCACAUGGCGCGGCGCUCGUCUGCUGAGACCGCUGGUCCAGUUCCUGCUGUUGAUGCUGGCCCUGUACACUGGGCUGACCCGGAUCUCAGACUACAGGCACCACCCCUCUGACGUGCUGGUGGGAUACCUGCAGGGGGCGCUAGUCGCUUACUGGGUGGCUUUUCACAUUUCCUGCAUGUUCAAGACCAAGACUCCAGCAAUGAGUGGCCCUUCGGACAUCUUGGACAGCACUGUGUCCAGCAACCUCCACAGCAAGUGCUAGCAGACAGGAGAGCUUGGGGGGGGGGGGGAAGGGGGGGUCUACCUGCCACUAUGGGAGAUCGAGGGACAGGCUCCCCACACAGCAGCUCCAGUGCACAAGAAAACUUCUUUUACUCAAGCUGGAGUUUGGGAUUCACCUCAACAAGCUAUUGGUAAUCUACAUGGCCUUGCCAGUUGAUAGAUAGCCCAGAAUUCACAGCACAGCGCUUUGAAAUCAUUGCAUCUGUAAAUACCAGCAACCAAGGGUGCCCGAGGAUUUUAAACAGGGAGCAACGUGGGCACAGGUUGAAAGUGGCUGUGGUGUGCUUGCCUUCACACACACAUGGUGUUGAAUUACAGUAUUAAAACCCGGUGAAAAUGUAUUUUCUUUGGUUGUGCAGUUUAAGGUUUCGAAGAGGGUUUGAAUGCACGAACCUUACUCCUCCGAGUUCAAUCAGGUUUUCCACCAACCACCAUUUCGCCACCUUUUUGCGGGCCGUCCCAUGAAGAAAAUGAGGUGGAAACUGAACCGCUCCUUCACCCCCCCGCCCCCCCCAGUCCUGUAAACAAGACGUCCUGUCCCAUCUUCAUCCCUUAGUAAAGACUGGGAGCUGAAACAAAGCAAAGAAACUUUGAGUUUAACAAAUGUAUACACAUAUUUAAAUAUAUAGAGAUAUGCAAAUAUAUUUUUUA